CUGAUAAGGGAUGAUAGGGGUGAUGGGGAUGAAGAGGGUGAUGGGGAUGAAGGGGGUGAUGGAGAUGAUGGAAAUGAUUGGUGUGAUGGGGAUGAUGGAGAUGAUGGGGAUGAAGGGGGUGAUGGGGAUGAUGGGGAUGAUGGGGGUGAUGGGGAUGAUGGGGGUGAUGUGGAUGUGGGGGUGGGUGAUGGGGAUAAAGCGUGUGAUGGGGAUGAUGUGGAUGAUGUGGAUGAUGGAGAUGAUAAUGAUGAUGGGGAUGAUGGGUGUGAUGGAGAUGAUGGGGAUGAGGGUGGUGAUGUGGAUGAUGGAGACGAUGGGGAUGAUGUGGAUGAUGUGGAUGAUGGAGAUGAUGAAUAUGAUGGGGGUGAUGGCGAUGAUGGAGAUGAUGGGGGGGGUGAUGGAGAUGAUGGAGGUGAUGGGGAUGACGUGGAUGAAGGGUGUGAUGGGGAUGAUGGAGAUGAUGGGAAUGAAGGGGGUGAUAGGGCUGAUGGGGAUGUGGAGAUGAUGGUGAUGAAGGGAGUGAUGGGGAUGAUGGUUGUAAUGGGGAUUAUGGAGAUGAUGGAGAUGAUGGAUUUGAUGGGGAUGAUGAUGAUGAUGGAGAUGAUGGAGAUGAUGGAUGAUGGGUGA
Molecule: messenger RNA, 627 nt
Organism: Danaus chrysippus (African queen)
Lineage: Eukaryota; Metazoa; Arthropoda; Insecta; Lepidoptera; Nymphalidae
Source: the annotation of a GenBank genome assembly